Messenger RNA from Diabrotica balteata, 936 nucleotides. NCBI's taxonomy places the organism in Eukaryota, Metazoa, Arthropoda, Insecta, Coleoptera, Chrysomelidae. The record is from the annotation of a GenBank genome assembly.
AUGGAUCUUUCGCAUGACAUUGCCUCAGAUCAGGAACAAUCACAAUCUACUCCGGAAGCCGAAACUACAGCAGACACUGCUGCUUUAAGUCCAAACCCAAGUACCAGUUCAGAUAGCGGCGUAGGAAGCGUUAAGGCACAAAAGUGUUGCGGGUUGCCGACGAUCGCUGAAGGUUGCUGUGAAAGUCAGGAGAGCCCAGUGGUAGACAUUGAAGAUCUUUUAGGAGACUUCGAUAAAAAAUCUAGUAGUACGGAAAUUAAAGGAUAUCUUUCUGUGUUAAGUGAAGAAGGAAUGAGUCCAACUGCGGACGGUCUAUGUCCUACGAGAUAUGGUUGUGCAGGACCAACAAGGGAAAUGUGCCAGGGAGUUGUAAGACAGUAUCAACAGCAAAUAGACGACGAUCUCGAACUUAUCGAAGAGGAACCCGAAUCUCAUGAACCACAGAUCUUAAGACAUACGGUUUUGUUGAUUUUGUUAUUGUGUUCAAUGUUCGUGGGUCUUGCUCUAUCAAUUUGGACACUAGUCAUGGAACAAAUGUCGGGAAUAUACAUCGAAUUGUCAUUCUUGGAUGCCACUCUUAAUUUUGGUCAAAGUAUCAUAGUAUUUGCGAUAUUCGGCUUGAACACCAAAGAAAUAAUGUUACCACUGUUGAAGUAUUGGAGGAAGAUAUGGUACGGCGCCAAUACGUUAAAUCUGCCAGCUUGGCAUGAACUUAGUUCAGAAACGAAACAUAUCUGUGAUCACUGGAGAAUCAAGAUCUAUAAAAAUGUGUUUUCUGGCGAAACCUUCGUGGGAUGGUUGAUAGAAGUGGGUCUCGCGAGAGACCGAGUAGAAGCUGUGAAUUACGCCAGGCAUCUCGUGGAAGGAAAAGUGCUAAGGCAUAUUAAUGGAGUAUAUCACUUUUAUGAUAGAAAUUUACUAUACACAUUUGUCUAA